This is a messenger RNA of Stegodyphus dumicola, 1157 nucleotides long. RefSeq lists its product as uncharacterized. The record is from RefSeq and is a predicted model, not a curated record. NCBI's taxonomy places the organism in Eukaryota, Metazoa, Arthropoda, Arachnida, Araneae, Eresidae.
AUGUCUCAGUUUGAUGAAUUGGAGAAUGCUGAAAAGGCACUUUGUAGAUUGGUACAGAAAGAAUCAUUUACAGGCAUAAACGAUCCCGCUAUUUGUGCGCUGAGACCAAUCGUAGACCAAAAUGGAAUUUUAAGAGCCAAAACGAACGUCCUACAGCGUCAAGAUAAUGAAAAUUUCCGAUAUCCUAUCAUUUUACCUUCAAAACACCUUCUUGUUGAGAGACUAAUUUACGAGAAGCAUCUAGAACUCCAGCAUGCUGGCGUCAGCACUUUAAUGACAAAUCUUAGAGAAAACUUUUGGAUAUUGAAAUCCAGGAAAAGUAUUCGAAAUAUUAUCAGAAAAUGUGUAAGAUGUAAAAGAUUUGUUUCACAAAGAGUGGAAGUCGAGCCAGGAUUUCCACCCGAAGAUCGAGUCAGAGAAGGGGCGACUUUUGAAGUCGUCGGCGUAGAUCUAGCGGGUCCUCUCUAUCUCCGUGAGGGGUCUAAAAGCGUGGAUAGGACUAACAGUGUUCUUAAGAAAGUUAAUUGGAACGCCAUAUGUUCAGCUGCUUCUAUCCAAAGGAUACGAUGGAAGUUCAACCCUCCGACCGCCGCCUGGUGGGGAGGUUGGUGGGAGAGGCUUGUGCGAAUGGUGAAAGAAAAUUUAAGACGAGUAUUAGGUCGAACGUCCUUAAAUUAUGAAGAAUUAUAUACUAUAUUAUGUGACUGUGAACAAGUGAUUAAUUCGCGAUCUAUCUCAUACGUAUCAGAGGAUAAUCAAGAUCCAUCACCACUGACCCCUAUGAUGUUCCUGCAAGAAUUGCCUUCAUCAGGCGUUCCUGAUAUGGAUUACGUAGAUUCCAAAGAACUAAACCGUCGAGCCAAAUACCGACAGAGAAUAAGACAUGAUCUACGAACAGAUUUCGUAAUGAAUAUCUUGACUAGCGAGGGUCAAGACAAGAAAUGGAAUUCUGCUUCGUCCAGUGACCCGUUCCCCGACAGAGCACCUCGAGAUAGAAACGAACAUGCAACUGGUCAGGCUGAUCAGGCUGCUAGUAUUCCAGAACCUGCUUCAAGUCCUCGAGUGAUGACCAGAGCUGGACGAGUUGUUCGGCCUCCUCAUCGACUGGACCUGUGUGUAUUGAGUUCCUCCGCAUCGUCGGAUCUCAAUGGUGGGAG